Musca vetustissima is the source of this 535-nucleotide messenger RNA. RefSeq lists its product as uncharacterized. The transcript has a single exon. The annotation marks the transcript as partial. Lineage: Eukaryota; Metazoa; Arthropoda; Insecta; Diptera; Muscidae. The record is from RefSeq and is a predicted model, not a curated record.
UUCCACGAAGUACCCGCCCCAACACACUUCCAUGAAGUAGCUGCCCCCGCACAAUUUGUACCAGCUCCUGCUCCCUUCGUUCCUGCACCAGCUCCUCUACUACCCGCCCCAGCUCCCCUUUUACCCGCACCUGCUCCCCUCCUCCCCGCUGCUCAUGCUCACUUUGUCCCUGCCCCCGCUCCCGUAGUACACACCCAUGUGUUGCCUGCCCCAGCUCCAGUUGUACCCGCUCCCGUUCAAAUUACCAAAAUCCUACCUCCCGUCUUCGAAGCUAUCCCCUUCACUGCUCAUGUGCCCAGUUACCGUGCCAUUCCCGGACCCAAGACCACCACCCAUCAUGUCUCUGUUGGUUAUGCUUUCCCUCAUGCCCAUGCUCACAGUCAUGCCCAUUUCGCCAAAGCCAUAGUUGCACCACCUCAUCAUCAUCACCAUGCUCAUUUGCAUGCUGCCCCCUUGGCCAUAGCCCAUCAUCACCACACCCUUUUCUAAAAGGUUCCCUUUUGUUGUAGUUAUGCCCAGUGGCAUGCAAAAGGUC